UGCAAGUGUUUGAAAUAUUGAACAGCUGCUGACAACCAGUCAUCUCCUCACCAAUUUACUUGAAAAGUGUUGCAUGGGAUCCUACAGACAAUCAGGCAGCAAAGGGGAAGGUGAUUCGGUUACAGGGAACACACACAUUUAAUUACAUGGCAGUAAUGUAGAGAUACCAGUUAGCCUAACUGCAUGUCCUGGGGACUACAGCAUGUAAAAGGGAACUUGCAGGACCAAGUUGACAAAGUUGGACUAGAACUGAUCUGAAAGGAUAUCAUGCAAAACAUUGAGGGUUUGCAUUUGAUUUUACUUGUCUUAUCACUACCUGUGACUUUGAAAAAAUAAUAUACAUAUGGAUAUAUGAAGUACCCCAUGACCCAGAAUACAGACAAUGAAUGAAUGGAUGGAUGGAUGGAUGGUUGGAUGAAGUGCUAUAGCAAUGAAGCUUAAAACUGCACUGCUGCAUAAAAAAGCCCAAGUGCAAGAAUUUCCUUCCUGACUUUUGAGCCACAGUGUCAAAGAUAAGUGUUUCAAAAGCCCCCAGUACACCCUGAAGUUCAUGGAAGAAGCUUUUUGGCCGUUACUAACUGCAAGUUAUUUCUGCUCCACAUUUAAAGUUGUGCAGCCAUUUAGGAUAAAGGAGGGUCGUAACUCCAUGUGUGCUAUGGGAUGCCUGAGAGGAUCCAUCAUGAUCAUGCUACUGCUGCUGUUCUGUGGAGAUGCGGGGUCCUGCCCAGCCAGAUGUAUCUGCUCCCCUGUGGCUGAGAGGGGCCAGUGGGUGUAUUGUGCAAUUUCAGAAAACAGCCCCUUCCCGGCAUUGCCCAACAACACCAUCAUCCUCGAUCUCCAGGGCAACCGCCUCCGUGAAAUCCCAGCGGGCAGCCUGGACCAGCUAUCUCAGCUGCAGCUCCUGUGGCUGCAGGGCAAUAGCCUGGAGUGUGGCUGCAAGGUCCUGUACCUGAAGCACUGGUUGGAGGACCAGGGGGGGCAGGUGGUGACGCAGGGAGCAUUCUGCUCCCUCUCCAGCGGUACCCUGAAAAGCAUCGUCAGGCUGACGGGAAACGAGUACCCCAGCUGUGGAGACGCUGGUGAGCUGGGCUGCCUGGUGCACGUUGGGUGGGGCGUGGCAGCCUUGGGCAUCUCACUCCUGUCUCUGCUCCUCCUCAGCUACACCAUCAUCACUGUCAGACAGAUACACAAAAACACAACAAUAAACCUCAUUUCCUGUAACUAAAAAGUUGCGUAUCUGUGACAUCACACCCGGAUUUGGGUACUUCCCUUAGCAUACUGGAUUACUGUAUAAAAAAUGCCCGUACACAUAGAAUUACAAGCCAUGCUUUAUAAAGUUAUUUGAAAGAAACUUGUUUAGCUGGCUGUCAGUUAAAGCCCAUGUGACAUCCUAGGGGCCCAGUUUCACUUUGUCUCCAAAGGUGUGUGGCACUCUGCAUGCUUCUGGUGCCCCUCUACAGAUGGCGCCCUAGGCGGCCGCCUGUGUCACCUAACGGGCAGCCCAGCACUGCCUGGCCGACCAGGCGGAAUAUCACCCUGAUGCAUUGCGUUUUCUUUUUUUUAUAUAUUCUUUUGACACCUACCAAAGCCAAUGGUAAUAAACUGUUUCCUUACACUUUGACAGUCAUUUAUUCUUGAUGGAAAGAAAAAUACAAGAAAUGAACAUGACAUAUAUGAAUGAUAUGUUGUUGCAUAAUUAAAGAUAAACAUAAAAUCUUGA
Molecule: messenger RNA, 1720 nt
Organism: Paramormyrops kingsleyae
Lineage: Eukaryota; Metazoa; Chordata; Actinopteri; Osteoglossiformes; Mormyridae
Product: platelet glycoprotein IX-like
Source: RefSeq, a predicted model, not a curated record